Messenger RNA from Plenodomus lingam JN3, 873 nucleotides. Lineage: Eukaryota; Fungi; Ascomycota; Dothideomycetes; Pleosporales; Leptosphaeriaceae. The record is from RefSeq and is a predicted model, not a curated record.
AUGGGGUUAUACUGCAAAGAGACCCUCACAGCACACCGGGGCUCACAACAUUCACUCAGGUACCAAUAUCGCUCGCCCAAAUACUACCGUGGCCCGCUGCAUCCCCAUCAGCCCCCGCCCAAGUCAGACCCGUCGUCUCGCGAAUUCCAACCGGGCCCCUUCAGCCUGCCCCGCCUGGAGCAGACAUACCAAAGUACCAUUGCCGCCGACCUGCUUACCCUCACUUAUCAGCACUAUCCUCCUGGCUUCAGAGCGCCCAAGACGGAGCAGAGACUGCGAGAAUGGACAGGUGACUCGCCAUACUACAAGAACCGCCCGCUGCGGCCGCCACGAGGAAAGGGCGAGGUGCUGCGCUUGCUCACCCCGCCACGCACCUUCCGCAACAUUCCCAGAAUCACCAAAGUCACCAUUCACUCCAUGGUGCCCGAAGCCCAAGAGAACAGCGCCCACCUUCACGUGGCUGGCAUGAUCUUGCAGGCAAUCAGCAACGUGCGUGCCGUGUCGCACAAGGCGAGACACAAUGUCGUCGGCUGGGGCCUACGGGAAGGCCGAUACGUCUCCGCCACGGUCGCGCUGGAGCGAGAGGAUGGGCAAGACUUUCUGGCCAAGUUCAUCGACGUCGUCUUGCCCAGAAUCAAAGAGUGGAAGGGCGUGCCAGGCUCAUCGGGAGACGGUCAUGGCAACAUGAGCUUUGGUCUCACGCCAGAUCAAGUGGCUUUGUUCCCCGAAAUAGAGGUCAACUACGACGCAUAUCCUCCCAAGAUGAUUCCUGGUUGCCAUGUUACCAUCGGUACAGACGCCACGAACAACAAAGAGGCUCGUUUACUACUACAAGCAAUAGGCCUGCCGUUCUAUGGCAAGCUGAACGACUAG